UGGAUUUUGUUUACCUCUGUUAUGUUUUUUAUGUUUUAUAUUCUAGUUAUAAUGAAGUAUAUGUUGGAUAUACAUUGCGCGAUUAUUCAAAAUAGUGAUAUUUCUAACUACAAGGAAAUUAACACUAAAAAACCAUUUGCAUCGUCAAAUAGACAAAACGAACCAUACCACACCAUCGGAACUGCGAGACAUCAAACAUAUUUUUAUAAUUCAAAAAGAAGCAACAACACUUAUAAUUUAAAAUCUAACAUCUUUGACAAAAUGUUAUCAGACGAGAUGUUAAUUAUACAACAGAAUUUGCAUAGAAAAGACGUAAACCAGAUCCCUUCUGUACAUAUUUCUACAGGCAAUAAUGCUCCGACACCAACUCUUGAAGUUAAACAAAAAUGGUCGGUUAUAAACUUUCUAUCAAAUGCUAUAACAAUUAAUGAAUCACAUCAUUUUAUAGAAGGUAAAAAACAAAACACAACUAGUAAUAAAAUCAAUACAAUGAAUAAAAAUCAAUUUGUUGAUAAUUUUAAUGAAACAUGCAACAAUUCAAAAGAUAAAAUCGUUGAACUUCGUAGUCUAAAUGAUAUCACACCCGAUAUAAUAACCUCAGAUGAUCUAGAGAAUGGAAGAAAAUGCACAUGUAUGAAUACAAACACAUACACAAGAUGCAGUCAUCGAUGUACACCAAACAACAUUCAAGUUUUAAACUCAGAAGAACAUUCACAAUCUCUCAGUAACACCGACCAUCUCUGCUCUAGAACUACACCUAGUAUUCAAGAUACUCAACCAAAUAUACCAUUUUAUAUAACAACUGAAAUGUAUAACUAUUAUACUAUAACGCCAUACCCCGUAUAUUAUCCAUGGUUAAUUGACAUAACAAAGAAAAAAUCUAAACAUAGAAAGCAUAAAAAACCACUUGAACAUCUUGAUGGUAACUAUUAUGAAAGCAGCGAAGAGAAUAAUAGUCAAGAGAGUAAUGGUUAUGAUGAUGAUAGUAUUGAAAAAAAUAAAUACGAUUUAAAUACAGAUAAGGAAGAAGAAAAAGCUAAGCCAUCUAAGGGAAAUGUAAUUAUAAAUGUUGAAUAUGAGGACAAGGAAACGCUACACGGUGAGAAAAGCGAUAGUAUAAUAGACGAUAUUUUAGAACAAGGAGCAAUACAAGUUUCUAAUAAAGAUAAAUUCACUAAUCAAAUUGUUAGUGAUCUAGAAAAGUAUUACAAUGAAGUUUUGAUUAAGGACUGUUACUGUUCUUCAGCAACUGAAAUUAUAAUAAGUAUUCGGAGUUUCGUAUGUACGUUUUUGUUAUUGACAAAAAUAUUAUAAUCAUUAGUUUUAGAGAAC
Papilio polytes (common Mormon) is the source of this 1332-nucleotide messenger RNA. RefSeq lists its product as uncharacterized. NCBI's taxonomy places the organism in Eukaryota, Metazoa, Arthropoda, Insecta, Lepidoptera, Papilionidae. The transcript is spliced from 2 exons. The record is from RefSeq and is a predicted model, not a curated record. The coding region runs from base 22 to 1314 and encodes 430 amino acids.